Molecule: messenger RNA, 1068 nt
Organism: Daucus carota subsp. sativus
Lineage: Eukaryota; Viridiplantae; Streptophyta; Magnoliopsida; Apiales; Apiaceae
Product: putative F-box protein At4g21240
Exons: 1
Coding region: 1-1068 (355 amino acids)
Molecular function (GO): protein binding
Source: RefSeq, a predicted model, not a curated record
AUGGCCGUCUCAAAUGGAUACUUGGCUGAAGAAAUCAUCUUCUUAAUACUUUCAUGGCUGCCUGCAGUAUCACUAGUCAGGUUUAGAAAAGUUUGCAAGUUGUGGAACUCCAUAAUCACCAACCCUAAAUUUAUUGAAAAUCACCGCAUCAAUUGCCAAAAAAGGCAGCCCUCUUUGCUCAGUUUGGCCCAGAUAGGAGAUGUCCAGCAAAUGUGUAUCACUUGUGAAGAUUAUUCGUUUAGGCUGAACCUUCCCCAAAAUUGUUAUGGUACGACAAUUUAUUAUGUUCGCUCCUGUAAUGGUCUUGUUUGUCUUGCUGAUUUAUAUGCUCAAGUUAUAUGUGUAUGCAAUCCAUCCACCAGGCAGUUUAAAAUACUUCCUACCCCCAAUAUAAAAUCAAAUUGCAUCAUUGGAGUUACUCUAGGGUUUGGAUUUGAUUUUAUUGGAAAUGGAUACAAGAUUUUAAGGAUGGUGUUAGGGCUCCAUGGGGGUAAUGGUUUAGAACAAUUGGCAGAGGUGUAUACCACAAAUGCUGAUUCCUGGAGAAUGAUUGAAACCCCUCCUAUAGUACAGAAAUUUAGGAUUUUUCCGAGCGGAAAAUGUGUAGAGUCUAAAAAUGGAGUAUUGUAUCUGGAAGGUACUAAUGGUUUGCUGUGGUUCAAUCUGCAUAACGAGGUGCUUGGAGUACAUCCAUAUCCCCAAAAAUCUUUGCACCAUGUAAAGAUGUCAGAUCUCUUAGAUCUCCAAGGAUCCGUAGCUAUGAUCCGUAGAUCCACGGAUGAUGAAUCAGUUCCUAGUCUAUGGUUGUUGGAUGGUGAUGGGGGCAAGUUGUCUUGGACUAAGAAGUGUAAUCUUGAGGGUGCUUCUGACAUACAAUGGAUAGUUUCUUACUGGUAUUCUGGGUAUUUUAUUGGAUUUGAUGAUGACUCGGGACGCAUAUUUUAUGGUUACAAAAAGAAAGAGACUAAUAAACCUUGUUUUCCUGCUGAUGUAUUAGACGAAGCUGAAUCAGUUGUCAAGCAUUGUGACUCCCUUGUUUCACUUAAGGGAUUUGAACAACUAGAGUGA